AUGGAACAAAAUAAUAACAAAGAGAUUGCAAGCUGCGUAAAAGCAGCUGUUCGUGUUCGCCCUUUGUCGAGUAGUGAAAAACAAGAUUUAUGUCAAACAUGUGUUGAAGUUCAACGUUCGACAAAUGAAAUCAUUUUGGCAAACAGUACCGCAUUCACAUUCGACUAUGUAUUCUUACCUGAAGCUAAUCAAGAUGAUUUGUACAAGGAGUGUGUGCAUGAUAUGAUUGAAGGAUGUUUUCAAGGCUACAGUGCAUCGAUAUUAGCGUAUGGUCAAACAGGUAGUGGUAAAACAUUUACAAUGGGUAGUGGUAUUGAAUAUAUGGAUCCUACGAAAGAAGGCAUUAUUCCUAGAGCAAUCAUUCAUAUCUUUCAACGUUGUGCCAGUUAUGAACGGCAAGCAGAAGAACAAAAUAUUUCAUUAGCAAAAUGUGUUGUUUCAUGUCAAUUUAUCGAAAUAUAUAAUGAACAAAUAUUCGAUUUAUUUAAUAAAGAAAAUAUUGAUUGUCGUACACAAAAACAUGUUGAUAAACAUGUUGUAUUUGAAAAUACAAAUGGUGAAAUAACAGUUAGUAACAUUACAACAAGAUUCGUUACAUCGGCGAAUGAAACAUUGGAAUGUUUAAAAGAAGGAGCACUAAGUCGAACAACAGCUGCUACUCGAAUGAAUAAUGUUUCUAGUCGUUCUCAUGCCAUAUUUACAGUAACACUUCAAUUCGAUCGUGCCGUUCAGUCAACAAAUUCAACUGCAACUUCGAGCGAUAUCCGGGAACAUAUACGAGCAAAAAUUCAUUUUGUUGAUUUAGCCGGUUCAGAAAGCUUAAAGCGUACAGGUGCGACUGGUCUGCGUGCAAAAGAAGGGAUUAGCAUCAAUAGUGGUCUAUUAGUUCUCGGCAAUGUUAUUAGUGUUUUGGGUGAUCCAUUGAAAAAAGCAGCGCAUGUUCCAUACCGUGACUCAAAACUAACUCGUCUUCUCCAGGACUCUUUAGGUGGUAAUAGUCGUACGCUGAUGAUAGCAUGUAUUUCACCAGUUGAUCGUGAUUUUUCGGAAACAAAAAGCACAUUGAAUUACGCACAACGAGCACGAAACAUUAGAAACCGUGUGAAAGUCAAUCAAGAUAAACACAGUCGGCAAGUUGUGCAAUUGCAAAUGGAAAUUGAAAGAUUACGAGCAAUAGUCGAAAAAUAUGAACGUCCAGCGUCUGAAUUUGAUUCAGCAAGUAAUAGUGUAUUGAGUAUUGAACUUGAUCGUAUUCGAUCAUAUGUUUACACAAUACAACGUACAAUAGAGGAAACAAAUACGGCUUCAUUAACGUUAAAGGAAGAUUUAGAAUUGAUCCGUAACCAUCGUCAACAUGAUCAACAACCACAGAAAGAUACCCUUGAAGAUAAAUGCACAUUAUUAGGCGAGCAAUCGUUUGAUUAUGACGAAGCACUUAAGCAAUGUUUAAUGAAAAGUGAAGAAAUACAAUGUCGGCUGUCUCGAAUGAUUGAUGUUAGCAAUGUUCUUCAACGAAAAAGUCCAAUAGCUAAUCGACGACGAAGUCGUUUAUCAACAAGAUCAUUUUCAUGCGAUCAAUCAAUUGCAACCGACUAUCAAACGCCAAAUGAUGAACUCCAACCGUGUAUUGAAGAUAUUCGACUACAAAUCGAUCGUUUAAGACAAGAACAACAGUUAAUUCGAGAAAGUGGUUCUGCUAAAAAAGGACUGUGUUCAUCGACUAUUCCUGGUUCACCACAAUCACCCAGUGAGACACAUGUUCAACCAAUAAGAUAUCCAUUGUAUACAAAUUCAUCUGAACCACAGUUGGAACUUAUGCCAAUUGAAGAACAUGAACCAACACCAGGAAGUGAUGAUGAAGAUGAACAAAACGAUCAAGAGAAUGAAAAUGAAAAUGAAAAUGUUCAAAUAUCAGAUCAACAGGAACAAAAUGCACAAGAAGAAAAAUUAGUUCUUAUAACAACGGAAAUCAAUCAAAAACAGCGUUGUCUAGAAGCGUUAGAAAAUGCACGAAAACGUAGUGAUGUUGUUCGUCUACGUUAUGAAGAGAAAAUUAAAUUGCUACAAGAACGUAUUUCACAUGCUGAAGAAGAUAAACAGUCGGCUGUAACAAAAUUCACAUCAUGUAGUCGUGAUACACAAAAUCUUGAAGAAUUAAAAUUGGCACGUCGUGAUUAUGAAGAUAAAAUACGUCGGCUUGAAAUUGAAAAUAAUGAAUUAUCAGCGCUCCGUGCUCAAUACGCUGUUUGUAUUAAAGAUGGUGAUUAUUAUAAACGUGAAUUAGCAAAACAUAAUAAUGAAAUGAAAGAUUUAAGAAAAAUGAAAGUACAAUUAACACGUGAACUUCGUCAAGAAUUUAAUCGUCAUCGACAAGCAGAACAAGCUCGUGCACGAGAAAUAGCUACAUUAAAACGAACUCAAGUACAAAAAGAAAAUGAAAUUCGAACAUUACGUGCAGCACAUAAACAAAAAGAAAUAAUAUUGAAAAGAAAACAAGAAGAAGUUCAUUUACUUCGUCGUCAGAUGCGUACAGCUCGAAUGAGAAAAACAACAAAUGAAAUGGCUGCCCAUUUUUCAUCGAUUCAUCAAGGAGUAAGAAUUGCUAACGCUAUACGUCGUCGAAAACUGAUUGCAGGUGUUAAUCGCGAUAUGAAAUCGCUAAUUGAAAAUCGUGAGCGUAUAAGUAGAAAACGUGAACGUUAUCUGCAACGUUUGAGUUCAGCAAUUGUGACGAACAAUGAUCAAAAGUCUGAUGAUCAAGCGUGUAAACUACGAGAAAAGAUAACAAAAUUAGAAAGUAAUAUUACAUAUUUAAAUUCUCAAAUUGCUUCCUGUCAACAAUGUUUAAUGGCUUAUGAUGAAGAAGAUACAACCGAAUUACAAGGACCAGAUCCACAAUUGAUUGUCGACUGUGUUACGGAUACAGAUGAAUUACGUUAUUUAUUAACGAAAAUGAUUGAACAAACUAUUGAAAAAGGUUUUGAAGCCGAAGAAGCGAAUGAAAUGAAAGAUGAAUUACAAACAGAAGUAAAUCAAUUUGAACGAACAAUACGUUUACAACAAGAAAUGAUUACGGCAUUGCCAACAUCAGCAAAUGCAACCACAAUAAUAUCAUCAGCAACAACGCCGAAUAGUUUGUCUUCUACAUCAACAGCUAAAAGACAAAAAACUUAUCACUCGUCAGCGAAAACAAAACGAAAAAAAUCCAGUGAUAACAAUAUUGAAGAUGAUUGUGAAUCAAUUGAUGAAAUUAUUUUGCAGCCACAUUGGGAAGACAAUGAAAGUACAGAUGACGAAACAGAAAUAGGCGAAGACGCGGAUGAUAGUGAUGAUGAUGAUCGACCACGUGGAAUACUUCAACCGAUUCCAGCUGUAGAUUCUCAACAACCAAAACAGCAGCCACUAUUGAAUAGUACUCCAGUCAACAAUCAUAAGCAACAAUUGCUGCCAAUAAAUACCUAUACAGUAAAGAAACCAAAUAGUAAUGCGGUACAAAUAUGA
Messenger RNA from Didymodactylos carnosus, 3501 nucleotides. The record is from the annotation of a GenBank genome assembly. NCBI's taxonomy places the organism in Eukaryota, Metazoa, Rotifera, Eurotatoria, Philodinida, Philodinidae.